Hydractinia symbiolongicarpus is the source of this 1959-nucleotide messenger RNA. Its product is annotated as protein ATP6V1FNB-like. NCBI's taxonomy places the organism in Eukaryota, Metazoa, Cnidaria, Hydrozoa, Anthoathecata, Hydractiniidae. The record is from RefSeq and is a predicted model, not a curated record. The transcript has a single exon. The coding region runs from base 142 to 690 and encodes 182 amino acids.
CAAAACACUUAUUUACAAUAAAAAUGGUGGAAAUCGAUUAAAACGCUCUGGGAGCAAAAAAAGAGCAUGCCAAAGUAAAAGUUGCAGAUUCUGACUUCCUGAGUUUUGAUUUAACUACUGUCGAUUGAAAAAAUUUUCACCAUGGUUCGUGAACUAAAUAUGGAUACUCAAAGACAAAAUUUCUGGAAAGAAUCAAUUCAUAAAGAGGCUACAGUUAGAUUGGCUUGGCACAUGCGUUUUUCGAAAGAGUUUGCAAACAAAACAUUUCAACCUUUGCGAAAAAAAGAAAAAAGCUUGGUUCCAAAAGCCACAAGAGUAAAUAUUGAGACAGCUAGGAAAAUCAAAAGCAAACCACAUAACAGCUCUUUGACAGAUGAAGACAAAUCUUCAGCACUCCUAGUUGAAAUGCGACCAGUGUCUUCGCAAACUCGUAAGUUACUUUACAAGGGUUUCAGCGCUCUUGGUGAGGGAAGAUAUGCUUAUCUACAAGAGAGAAAACAAAAGAAGCCUGAACAAAAGUAUGAGUUUCCUGUAACUUCAGGCUGGGAGUAUGGAUGGAAAAUAACUGAAGCAAUGAAAACAUCUGCCACAAAACCGGCGGAAUUUGGAAGGACCAGGAUUGUUAGGGAUUCGUUUUAUCGCAGUAAUGGCGUCGUUCCACAUGAUGGCAUAAUAUCUUCUUUCCAAUAAAAUCCAUAAAGCAUCCUAAUUUGUAUUCUUUUUCUUUCAAUUUAACCAAACUAUUGCUAAAAUUUGGAUGAUUUAACUAUGGGUUAAUAUUUAAGCUUUUCUUAUUUUUCCACUCUACAAAGAAUUUCUAAAAUAUUUUUUCUAUGUCAGAAAAAAGUAAGGAAUACCAACUUCAUUAAAUAUUUCAGAAAUUUUAGGGUUUUGUCACUGAAAACUAUUUUCAUUUUUCAAUAAUAGCCACAAAUUUUUUGAAAUAUCAAGAAUUGUAUUAGUCAAAAAAUGUGAGGAGAUUGUCAGGAAAAAAUUGAGUGGGCACCCUGCUAUGAAGCAUGUUCUAGUUUUCAGUUAAAAUAUUGCUAUGCAAAUGUCAAUAUUUUAUUUUUAUUUCUUCAUUUUUUUAACACUAUGCAACCUUAUCCAAAAAAUUAUUUGGAAGUAAUUAGAAUAAUGCACACAUUUUUAAAGAUGUUUUGCCUUUUGCUACAACCUGAUCCGUGUUUUUAAUAUUUGUUUCCAAAAAACCUUGUUAUUAACUAUUUAAAUUUUUUCAAAAAAAAUUUCUCUGAAAAUUUUUCAUACUAAUUUUUUUUAUCUUUAAAGGGAAUAUAGCAUGUUUUAUGACUUUGAGAAGUGGCUUAUAAUUAAAAAAAAUAUUUUUUCACACCAUAUUCCCUUUAAAGUUGUUUGUACUGACUAAAAAAAGAUGACAUUAAGUAAGAAGUGACUAGAUUUUAGCACAGUAACUAAUAAUUUUCACAGAUACUUUAAUAUAUAUAUUGACUUUUUCUAAUUAUUUUACAGACAAAUAAGAAUUUUUUUGCUUUAAAAAGAACUGUCAUCUUUUUAAUCCUUCCCAAUAUCAGUUAGCAAAAAUAAACUAUAUUUGUUUAAUUUGGUUGUGAAAAGGUGACUAAAUUUUGUGCUAGUGACUUAUAUUAUUGUUAACUUAAAAUUUUUACCCUCUUAAUAUGACGUCUACAAAUACAUGGAAAAUACAUACACAAAGCAACAUAAAACUAUGAUUGCUAACUAUAAUUAUAAGGGCUAAACUUUAAUUGAGUCUUAGUUGUCAGAAAAAAGAAUUCCAAUUUUCUUUCAAAAUAUAUAUUUCUUUACGGUGUUUUUAUAUCUUUUUUUUAAUACACAAAGAGUACAAUCACUAUUACAUUUUAUAUAGUAUUUUCUUGUACUAUAAGGUUACAGUUUCUUGUAUUCGUUUUGUAACAGAAAAAACAAUAGAAAUAUUAAUACUUUUACUUUUCUCAAGAA